Molecule: messenger RNA, 981 nt
Organism: Solanum pennellii
Lineage: Eukaryota; Viridiplantae; Streptophyta; Magnoliopsida; Solanales; Solanaceae
Exons: 1
Coding region: 1-981 (326 amino acids)
Source: RefSeq, a predicted model, not a curated record
AUGUCAAAUUUGUCAAAAUUAGAGUUUGUGGCACUUGAUAUUUCUGGCAAUAAAUAUUUAUCAUGGAUACUCGAUGCUGAAAUUCACCUAGACGCUAAAGGUCUUGGUACCACCAUUACUAAGGAAAAUGCAGCAUCGAGUCAGAACAAAGCGAAGGCUAUGAUUUUUCUUCGUCAUCAUUUGGAUAAAGGAUUAAAGGCAGAGAAUUUGACAGUGAAAGAUCCACUUGAAUUGUGGACUGGUUUAAAGGAAAGGUAUGACCAACUUAAGGUAACGGUAUUGCCAAGGGCUCGUUAUGAUUGGAUAUACUUACGAUUACAGGACUUUAAAAUUGUAUGUGAAUAUGAUUCCGUUGUUUAUAAAAUAACUUCCCAAUUAAAAUUAUGUGGAGAAAAUAUAACAAAUGAGAAUAUGUUGGAAAAGACGCUUACUACUUUUCAUGCAUCAAAUCUGGUGUUACAACAACAAUACCGUGAAAGGGGAUUUAAAAAUUAUUCUAAUUUAAUCUCAUGCCUUCUUGUGGCUAAGCAACAUAAUACCAUAUUGUUGAAAAAUCAUGAAGCCCGUCCAACUGGAACUGCUCCUUUACUGGAAGCAAAUGUGUUAGAAGCACAUGGUCAGUCUGAAAGAAGACAAAAUAAAAAUUUGGAUCGUAAUAAUGCGUGUGGACGUGGCAAUGACAGAAAACGAUAUAAUAAUCAUCAUGGUAGUGGUCAUUAUAAAAGGGAGAACAAUAUGAGUUCUCAAAGUAAUACUUUAAGAAGCAACUAUCAUCGUUGUGGCAUGAAAGGUCAUUGGGAGAAUGAAUGUCGGACGCUUGAGCAUUUUGUCAGGCUUUAUCAAAAUUCCUUUAAACGAAAGGCAAAUAGAGGUGGUACAUCUUCUUCUAAUGCUCGGGUGGAAUCACACUUGACAUUUGAAAAAAUAAUGUUGAAGAAAAACCUUCGCAAAUGUACAAUGAUAAUAUUGAAGCAAAUUUGA